Molecule: messenger RNA, 655 nt
Organism: Sebastes umbrosus (honeycomb rockfish)
Lineage: Eukaryota; Metazoa; Chordata; Actinopteri; Perciformes; Sebastidae
Gene: kiss1
Product: KiSS-1 metastasis suppressor
Exons: 3
Coding region: 192-521 (109 amino acids)
Source: RefSeq, a predicted model, not a curated record
GCAUAUGUGGGCACCACACACAUACACACACACACACACACACACUACCAACCAGUGAUCAGUGAUGAUGACGCAGGAGGUGUCACCCUAUAAAAGAGGCCUCUGGCCCAUGAGGGGGAGUGUAGGGGGUCUCGGUCAGCACUCGCCUUCAGCACACAGAGGAAAUUCAGCAGCUCUAACAUACAGACGUCAUGAUGCCACGACUCAUCGUUGCUCUGAUGAUGGCGGCUUUGUCAACGGAGGUCUACAUCACCAGCGGUUUGACAUCCACCUACUACAGUGAAGAUCAGGAAAUACUCAAAGCCCUGAGAGAUUUAAGCCAUGCAUCACUACCACCAUCAGUAAAGAGUUCUGGGAAUUUACCUGCUGACGAGGUCCAUUCAGCUGAUGGAAAGUUUCCCAGAGCAGGAUGGUGGAUCUCAAAGGUGGUUCUCCCCCAGACUAUCAAGAAGCGUCAAGAUGUGUCCUCAUACAACCUCAACUCCUUUGGUCUACGUUACGGAAAACGACAGGAAACCUGAUGUCUGUUGUUAUUCUCUGUUAGAUCUGAUAUUUGCAUUGAUUGUAUUUGAAAUUAAUUUGUACAUUCAGAGUGGGGAAAUCAAAUAAACAUGUAACUGUGAAAGAGACAAUAAAAAAAAACAAUUAAAGAUUA